Molecule: messenger RNA, 2000 nt
Organism: Williopsis jadinii
Lineage: Eukaryota; Fungi; Ascomycota; Saccharomycetes; Phaffomycetales; Wickerhamomycetaceae
Product: cyclin family protein
Exons: 1
Coding region: 474-1745 (423 amino acids)
Biological process (GO): mitotic cell cycle phase transition; regulation of cyclin-dependent protein serine/threonine kinase activity
Cellular component (GO): nucleus; cyclin-dependent protein kinase holoenzyme complex; cytoplasm
Molecular function (GO): cyclin-dependent protein serine/threonine kinase regulator activity
Source: RefSeq, a predicted model, not a curated record
CACAUUCCUUGAGAAAUCUAUCCUGCUGAGCUAAUCUCAUAUUCGACUCCUAGGAACAACAGGGCACACUCAUCGAUCCUUACAACUCCGGAACCUUUGUCUCCUUUGCUUCUACGACCGGAUCAUCCACAUCAUUUGUUUAUCACUUUGCUUUGUUUAUUUAUUUGUGGUUACUUAUAAUUGCUCGCUGUCAACUCAAAUCCAAGGAAAGCCCUCUGUUUUCCCUUAAUAUCACUGCCACAGAAAAGACCUUCUUGUGGUUGAACUGGUUCCUACUUCUUUCACUUCUGUGAGCUUUGAACUUGUGGUUGUUUUCUUUCUCUGGAGACCAGACCUACAUUUUAUAGACCAAAGCGAAAGGGUUUAAACCAAAGCAUCAAUACCGUUGAUUCCAACAGUUUACUCUGUCCCUCCAGUCGAUCAAUCUCAAGUCCUUCUGCAUACCGGUUUUCUUCCAACACGGGAAUCUAACGAUGGAGAGAGCUAACAUUCGCUACACCAACACAAAUGAGAACUCUGACGCUUUGAAGCACAAGGUUUCCAGGGUCUCUCAAAACCAGCCCAUACAGACUACAAGAUCAGCUUUAUCUGAUGUGUCUACAAGCCAUAAUGCUCUGAGAGCAAGACCUGGCCUGGAUAAACCGGCACAAAGAGUCCAAGUUUACAAGGAGACUGAUGAAAACGAUGUACCAAAACCUGUGUCUAAAUACGAAGCACCUGAUCAUAACAGACAGCCUUUGGCUGAGAUUCAGACCAGGCAGACACCAUACGCUGCCGAGAACUCAUAUAUCGAGGAAAGCAGUUUUGUCGAAGAAGAGGAUGAAGAAGAAGAGGCAGAGGCUAUGCCUCAACCUAUGAUGCCAAUUUUGAACGAGAGAAUCCACCGCGAGCUUUAUGAGGUGCACCGUCUCUUUUAUAGCGAUCAGCUGGACCCUACUGACGAAGAUACCUUUGACGUUUCUAUGGUUGCAGAAUAUGCACCAGAGAUCUUUAAUUAUUUUCACAAGUUGGAAAUGAAACUAAGGCCUCAUCCUUCCUACAUGGAGUUUCAAACAGAAUUGAAAUGGGACAUGAGAGGUAUAUUGAUUGAUUGGCUUGUUCAGGUUCAUUCGAGAUUCAACCUUUUACCAGAGACUUUGUUUCUCACCGUCAACUACAUUGAUCGCUUUCUCAGUAAGAGGAAGGUGUCUUUAAACAGAUUUCAGCUUGUUGGAGCAGUUGCACUCUUCAUCGCUGCCAAAUAUGAAGAAAUAAACUGCCCAGGAGUUCAAGAAAUCGCAUAUAUGGUUGACCACGCAUACUCUGUGGAUGAUAUUUUAAGAGCAGAGAGAUUCAUGAUUGAUGUUUUAGAAUUUGAAAUGGGUUGGCCAGGACCUAUGUCAUUCUUGCGUCGUACUAGCAAAGCUGAUGAUUAUGACUUUGAAACAAGGACUUUGGCCAAGUACUUUUUGGAGAUUACCAUCAUGGAUUAUAGAUUUGUCGCUUCACCUCCCAGCUGGUUGGCUGCGGGAGCACAUUUUUUGAGUCGAUUAUUACUGAACCGUGGUGAAUGGACACCAGCACAUGUUUACUAUUCUGGCUAUACUGCUGAGCAGUUGAGACCACUUGCCACUGCCCUUUUGGAGUCAUGUCGCAAGCCAGAAGAUCACCAUAAGGCUAUAUUUGAGAAAUACCAAGAACGUCGUUACCGUCGUUCGUCGUUGUUUGUUCAAGAGUGGUUCAAACUGGCAGAGGCAGAAGAUUGAGGGAUUGUGUAGGUUGUGUGUGGCACUCAUGAGAUCUUACGGGUAUUUCACUUCAUUGUUUCGGUUUUCAUCCGUCUCACUCGAUCAAUGAUAAACCAAUAGCUGUUGACAAAAAAGAAAGUCUGUAUAUGUUCAAAAUGCAUAUUCACUGACAUCGAGAAGAAAAGGGAAACAACAACAAAAAGAAACACUAUUCAGGUAAUUGUACAAUAGUUUGAGUUGUAUUUAAUAAAAUCAUUGUUAAUUCAAUCUGGU